This is a messenger RNA of Podarcis raffonei (Aeolian wall lizard), 2247 nucleotides long. RefSeq names its product cell growth regulator with ring finger domain 1 (gene CGRRF1). The record is from RefSeq and is a predicted model, not a curated record. The transcript is spliced from 6 exons. The coding region runs from base 143 to 1114 and encodes 323 amino acids. NCBI's taxonomy places the organism in Eukaryota, Metazoa, Chordata, Lepidosauria, Squamata, Lacertidae. Gene Ontology annotation, biological process: negative regulation of cell growth.
AGAGGAAGGGAAGAAAGGGCAGCUGCGGAGGCUUCGUUGGGCGCUGGCGGGCAUGCGCGGGGUUCGCUCGCGCAGGCGCUGUGGGCCGACAACAAAGAGGGACUGAGGCGGCGGCGGCGGCGGCGGCGCCUCUUUCUCCCCGAUGGCUGCCGCGUUUCUUGUCGCGCUGUACGAAUACUCGCCCCUCUUCUACAUCUCCGUCGUCUUCAUCUGCUUCCUGGUCACCAGCGGCCUGGUCAUGGGCUGGUUUGGGUGGGAUGUUCCCGUGAUUCUGAGAAAUUCAGACGAAGCUGAAUCGACGGUGAAAGUGUCCCAGAAACAGAUGCGGCAGGUGAAAAACCCAUUCAGCUUGGAAAUAAAAAACCUGGAAGCGGCUUCAGUUGCAAAUGGCAUAACGCUGGUGCCUGAUUGCCUGGAAGACUGCCUCCUUACGUGCUACUGGGGCUGCAGCGUGCAGAAGAUCCACGAAGCUCUGCAGAAGCAUGCUUACUGCUUUCGAAUAAAAACUCCACAGGCCUUUGAGGAUGCCGUAUAUGACGAGUACCUCUACCGCCAGCAGUAUUGCAUCAAGACAUCUGACAAAGCGGGGAAGCACUGCCAGGUACCCGAAGAGGCACAAAUCAUUGACUUUGGCCCCGUGCCCAGAUCUCGGUACCCGCUAGUUGCACUGCUGACGCUGGAGGAUGAAGGCAACAGAGAAAUAUAUGACAUUGUUUCUAUGGUAUCUAUAAUUCACGUUGCUGAUGACAGUUACAGGCUUUCCUGUCGAAUACUGUAUCAGUAUCUCCUCAUGGCCCAGGGCCAAUUUCAUGAUCUAAAGCAACUGUUCAUGUCUGCCAACAGCAACGCCUCAUCUCUAAGCAGCCCUCCCUCGGGUGACAGGACAGAGGACCGCGUCCUCCUGGAGAAAGCCGGGCUGGCUGAAGACGAGGCGGACCUGCCAGAUGAAAACAGCAAGGACUGCAUCGUCUGCCAGAACAGGGCUGUCAACUGGGUGCUCCUCCCUUGCCGGCACACCUGCCUGUGCGACGAAUGCGUGAAAUAUUUCAAGCAGUGCCCAAUGUGCCGGCAGUUUGUUGGGGAGUCCUUUCCCCUGUGCGGCCGAAAAGAGUGAAGAACUGGGGGCGAAAGGACAGAGCGGUGUGCACUUUUAUCCAGGCCGAAAGAGAGGAGAAAUUCAUGUAAAGAGUUGAAAAGAUGAGUUUGGACCUUCUGGAAUAGUACCGAAGACCUUCCCUUCCACUUGAACUUUGGUGGCUGGUUGUCUGGCCAGCUCUAAAGCAAGGUUGGCACUGUCAGCAUCGCCCUUGAGCCAGUGCCACCAACUGGACUCACACACUUCAGCCCCGACUGGGCUAGGCGAGCUGGGUAGCACUUCCAGAGACCACCUUCUGCACAGGAACAGGUCAAAGUGGUGUGGACUCACAGCUUAGUGUUGUGAGCACCAGAUUCACUCCCACAAGAAGACAGUCGUCGCACAGCAGAGUAUAGCAGAGUAUAGCAGAGCAUAAACGACUCGGAGAGCAGCUCUGUAGAAUAUCUUCUUUUAUUCUAUCAACAACUAUAAUACACAACUAUGUACAGAGCUAAAUGAGGUCUAAACGAAAAUGCUGAACUGCACUGAGUGUCUGCAGCUGCUCUUAGCAGCAACCUUAUCUAUACACACAACCUCUCUCUAACACUCAGUCUCUCUCUCUUUGAUGUGUGGCUGGAGUGGAAUAAGUAGAGAGCAGAAACCGCCCCCUCCUCUCUGGAGAAACAGCAGAGAAUAUCAGCAGAUUCUUGGAUAUGGGAGGGGUGAAAUCUCCUCAGGCACCUUCCCUUUGCAGUGGAUUUGAUUUGGAAGCAACGGUGAUGCUAAGGCUUGGGUUGCACUGCUGCCUCUGCCUCCCGCAACAGUGCAAACAGUGUAGUGCCUCUGCGCAUUACAGGCAGAAACAGUGCUUUGAACUCUGUCUAAAGGAUAUCUCCUUGUAUGUGCAUAUAAAUUUAUUGGGUAUUUUCAUGGAACUUUUCACCAAGAAGUUUCUCUCGACAGACUGAUGUGGAGAAAGAGGAAAUAUCCCCCGGGAACACUUAAUUUGUAUUUAUGUUCUUGUGUGUGUUUUUUAAAUUGCUCUCAGCCUGGUUUUCUACUUGAUAGUAAUGUUGCUCUUUUCAGUUGCAGCAAGUGGGGGGGACGGGACAGAAGCAAAGAAAUAAAAUAUAGAAAGAGUUUUCCUUGCAACUCUUCAGUAGGUCCACAUA